Jaminaea rosea is the source of this 318-nucleotide messenger RNA. RefSeq lists its product as hypothetical. Gene Ontology annotation, biological process: protein folding in endoplasmic reticulum. Bases 1 to 318 code for a protein of 105 amino acids. The transcript has 3 exons. NCBI's taxonomy places the organism in Eukaryota, Fungi, Basidiomycota, Exobasidiomycetes, Microstromatales. Gene Ontology annotation, cellular component: EMC complex. The record is from RefSeq and is a predicted model, not a curated record.
AUGAGCGCCAUAGGGAGGCCAUUGAUCAUCCUUGGCACCAUCCUCCUGCUGCACUCGGCCUACUCCACCUAUGAGCACUCUUCGAUCUCCAAGAGUGUAGGGAUCAGCCAUCCCAAGGUGCCGCUUGAUAUCACCAUCGAAUCCAUACUGUCGCUGGUGCUGCUCGUUUUGGGUCUCAUCAGGUCCGCUCAACCGCUAAAGGAGAUCACGUGGGCAGCAGAGAUGCGCAAGCGGUCCAUCGAUGAGGUCGAUGCCAGGACGAACUUUGCCGUCUUCAAUCACAGGGGGCCGUACUUGUUUGGCAAUGGGUUAGAGUGA